UCAGAUCUCAGGGGGGCUUUUACAAUUAAUCUUCCAUUCAACAAGUCUUCCUCUUCUUGGCGUCCUAAUCUUCACUUCUUCAGUUCCGCAAGAUCUCCAGGAAUACAACCGAUGGCCUCCUCCCCCCACCUCAAGAACCCUCGCUCGUCGGUCUCCGCGGCCCUGGCGGCGAGGGACUGGGCGUCGCUGCCCCCGGACAUCCUGAUCUCCGUCUUUCUCAUGCUGGGGCCCGCCGAGAUCAUCCGGCGCUGUGGUGGCGCAUCGACAUGGGCACGGGGUCUUGCCGUUUUCCUCCGGCGGACGGGCGGCGCUGCACGCCCCCAUGGAUCGCGCCGCCGGGGAGUGCGAAGCCUUCUCGAGGCCCUGCGACAACCACUUGCUCUUCUAUCUGGUUCGAAGAGCACCCUCCUUGAAAGUCCAGCAUGUGAAGCAUCUCUAUGCGGAGAAUAAAGUACUGAACUUGGUGCUCAACAGGCUACCUCUCCUUGAUGAUCUUGAAAUUUCCCCUUCAUUUGUCAGUACUCCCUGAAAGAAUUUACUUCAGUCCGUCUGCCAAGAUUGCCCUCGUCUCAAGAAACUCAGACUCAACUGCAGUGAGUCCUUUGACUUCCAUAAUGGCAAUGGCGUGGCCUUGGAGAUAAUCCAUGGAAAGAUCACACCGAUGCAUGACUUACGCUCCGUAGAGUUGUUUCACUGUGACCUGACUACCCAGGGGCUGAGAGCAAUCCUUGACAGUUGCCCUCUGUUGGAAACUCUCCGCAUUACUGGAUUUCUAGUGGGUGGCAAGAUGGGUGAGAAGCUACGGCGGAAAUGUGCUGGAGUGAAGGAUCUGACUAUUCCUGAUAAAUCAGUGAAAUUUCACAGGAGUCAUCGUCAUGAUCAUGUUAGAAGACAAGUUCAGGGCCCUUGGAGAUGGACGACUGAUCCUUCGCACGAUUAGACCUGCACAUGGCAAUGUUUGACUAUGGAUUUCCCCUUUGGUCACUUGAUUUGUAAUGUAAUGUUCCAAGUACUUUCUAGUCAUCCUGUUUGCAGUGAUGGUGUUGGGAUCUAUAUGUAAUGGGAUCAACUGUUAUCAGGGACCAUUCUUUUUAGUGAGGCCCUUCUGCGUUGUGCUGC
Molecule: messenger RNA, 1119 nt
Organism: Panicum virgatum (switchgrass)
Lineage: Eukaryota; Viridiplantae; Streptophyta; Magnoliopsida; Poales; Poaceae
Exons: 2
Coding region: 112-450 (112 amino acids)
Source: RefSeq, a predicted model, not a curated record